Zophobas morio is the source of this 1278-nucleotide messenger RNA. Its product is annotated as sodium channel protein Nach-like. Gene Ontology annotation, cellular component: plasma membrane. Lineage: Eukaryota; Metazoa; Arthropoda; Insecta; Coleoptera; Tenebrionidae. Gene Ontology annotation, biological process: sodium ion transmembrane transport. The record is from RefSeq and is a predicted model, not a curated record. The coding region runs from base 1 to 1278 and encodes 425 amino acids. Gene Ontology annotation, molecular function: ligand-gated sodium channel activity. The transcript has 7 exons.
AUGGUGGUAACUUUAUACAACGACUUCCUCAACAACCCCACAGUGACCAGCCUCGAAGACGCCUCCUUCCCCGUAACCCGAGUCCCCUUUCCCGGAAUUUCAGUCUGCAGCGUCAACAAAAUCAGCAAACGGAAAGCCCAAGACUUAGCGACACACCUAGCGACCAUCAGCAACAAAAAUCAAAGCUUGAUUCUAAGGUACGUGCGUUUUAUCGGGCAGUUGCACGAUUUUGACGGCGCGCGGUCAAAAAUUAGGGAACUCGUGGAGUUCCAAACGAUUUUGAAACGUUCGGGUUUGAAAUUGAUUGAUGUGAUUAAAGAUCUGGCCAUUCCUUGCGACGAAUUGUUAGUGAGUUGUGUGUGGCAAACACGGGAUGUCAAGUGUUCUGAAAUUUUUCAGAUGAAGUUGACUCAAAGUGGGUUCUGUUGUGUUUUUAAUAAUUAUAAUAAUUCUUCGUUUUUUGGGGCGGAGGCUGGGUUUGAUCGUGGUCUGCAAAUCGGGGUGCGGAAUCAACUAGAGGACUAUUUCUACUCGACGCUGUCGUCGACCGGUGUAGUUGUACAAAUUUUCCACUCUGACGACUAUCCUGAUAAAUCUAGUGGCAACGUGAACGACAUUUUGAUAGGAAAUAGUUCCGAAAGCUUCAUCGAUAUACAACCCACGACGUACGAAGCGGUGGUAGAUGUGGAAGAUUAUCCUGUGGAACGAAGAGGUUGUUUGUUCGAUAAAGAAAGUCCCUCGAUUUUUAGUAGCGUCUAUUCCCAAAGCAACUGUAUCAUAGGCUGUCGAAUUGAAAGUGCUCUAGCUCUCUGUCGAUGUAUACCAUUCCAACUACCACUAUCUAACGACAAUAUAGUUUGCACAAUCGAAGAUAUUCCAUGUCUGAAUAGAUUUAGAAAUAAGUGGCUUACGUUGUCACCUAAUGAAGUUGUAUGGGAACAUCUGCCAAGAGAACAACACGAAGCGCUUAUUUGUUCCAAAAAAUGUUACCCUAAGUGUAGUGGAACGUUUUACGACGUCCGUGUUAAUUCGUUUCCCAUUCUUAAUAAAUCUAUAACCAAAAAUCACUUGACUGUUGCAUACAUAUACUACGGACGUCGCGUCUCCAAUUUUUAUCAAACCGACGUAUUUUACUACUGGUUUGAAAUAUUAAGUAAUUUUGGUGGUCUCUUUGGAAUUCUCUUAGGCGUGAGUGUUAUAUCACUAAUCGAAACCGUCACCUACAUUUUCCAAAAAUUAUUAAUCAUCGCCAGAUUUAAGUUCAUUCACUCCAAUUAA